GGAAGAAAAAAAAUAUUCCACGUUAUGGAGGUAUUACAGUAUAGAGUACGUCAGUGCUCUAAAUGUUCAGGAGAUCUUGAGUUUGAAUGUAUCACUUGUCAGUCUGAUCUGUGUCAACGAUGUAAAGAAAACCAUUUGAUCGUUCUCUCUAAUAAAGACCACGAUGUCACGUCAUAUCGAGAGAGAAGUAACAAUGAUUUACAAGAGAGAUGUGAGAAACAUCCUAGGAUGAUUGUCCAGAAGUACUGUCAAACAUGUCGGACUCCUUCUUGCUUUUACUGCAGGAAACAUAGAAAACACAGUCUAAUAGAUAUUUGGACUGCAUGUGAGCAAAAGCGACAACAAAUCGCACAAACUAUUCACAUCAUUAAACAUGAAACUCUCUUUGCUAGACAGAUUAUGUUGAAAGGAAUUAAAAUUGAUAUAAGAAAAUGCCACGCAAAUACCCCAAAGAAUGAGUUUUUAAUGAAAAAAAAGUCUAAAACAUUGCUUGACAACGUGUUAAAAUAUAAAUUAUUUGUACACAGAUGUUUGAAACAAAAAAAUGUAUCUAAUACUCAUCUAGCUUGGAUACAAUGCUUUGAAACGAUAUAUGAAAAGUCAUCCUACAGGCCGAUAGACUUUCUAAAAAAUAUCAAAAAAGAAAACAUUCUCCGUAAAAAGGAUUGUCCUUAUUUCUUAGAGCAUGGAAUCCAACAGUUAACGAUUGGAUCAUUCAAAGUAGAGGAUUUGAUUGCAAUACUAUGUGAAGUAAAAUUUAAAGAGAAAGGGAAGCGUUGCGUCGGUAACGACCACCUCUUUAAGUUGAUGCCUUCCCCUUUGCUACAAAAGUCGAUUUUGAGAACAGAUGUUGCUCUUUGCUUCCCCGAUUCCUCGGUGUCAUCGGACCUGCUUGAUGUUGAAGAUGAAAUGUCAGAUUUCGAUUUGAUGAACAAAACGAACGAAGAUCUAAAAAGUCUGCAAGAUGAUUUAUUACAAAACUGUGAGUUUGACAAUGAUUCUAGAUGGAUUCCAAAGUGUCUGCACUGCUCCCCAUAUACCGGGGAUGUUCUUGUCGGUAUGCAGCAAAUUUUCAGCAGGAGGAAAUAUUUGACGAAUGGUAGAAUAGACCGGUACGAAUAUCCAGGUAGACUCAAGAAAAAAGGACCAGUUCGCUAUUAUAAUCCUUUGUAUGUCGUAGAAAACAAUAAUGGUGAUAUCGUGGUGUCUGAUGACAGAUGGCGUGUAGUGGGGACUGAUCAUGAGGGAAAGGAUCGAUUUAAACUUGAUGGACUUAGACCGUAUGGUAUCUGCACUGACGCGCUGUCACAUAUCCUGGUUUGUGCUAUUCAAACCAGCACAGUACAGGUUUUUGAUAAGAACGGCGUAUUUCUGAGGCAUCUUCUAUUGAGACAGCCAGGGUUAAUUUCCCCAUGUUUUCUGGCUUAUGACAUCAACACUUAUCAACUAUGGGUUUGGUCAGACUUAAACAAAAGAGUUUGUGUUUACAACUACCUAACCCGGCCUACCGAUCAAAAUCCCCAUACUUCUAAUUCGAUUGAGAGUUCAAGUGGAAACCAAUCCUUGCAGACUAAAGGAACAUGUCCGAUAUAUUAUCCUGAAAGACUGGAGUCUGUCACCACAACAGGUUAUGGUCCUAAUCAUAUUUCAUGUACGGGAACAGAUUAUGUUUGGUUUAGUUGUACACCUGAUUCUCUCUUCUUGACAAGCACAGUAGGUUCCGAUAAACAUUCUCUGUUGGAUGGUUGUGGUGAUGCUUUAUAUUUUGGUAGACACACUGUAAAUAAGGAUAAUGAACUGAUCUACAUUGAUAAGAAAUAUAACAUCAUCAAACUGUCAAGUGAUUUUAAAAAUAAAACUGAGUUCAUCAUUUUAAAAGACUCUACGUGGAAGCCAUUUUGCGUAUACAGUUCCAAAAUUACUGGAGAUCUACUAAUCGGAAUGUACAAACACGAAAAAAGGACGGGUAAGGUCAAUCGGUACACUCACAAUGGAGAAUUGAUACAGUGUAUACAAUACAAUGACAAAAUAUAUGAACUGUAUUGUUGUCCGAUCUUUAUAACCGAAAACCAAAACAGAGAUGUUGUUGUGUCCGAAUCGGACGUGUCGCGCCCUAAUGCUGUAGUGGUAACAGAUCAUAGCGGGCAAUAUCGUUUCUCCUACUCUGGGCAUCCACCAGAUUUCGAGUUCCAGCCACGUGGAAUCUGCACCGAUGAGUUGUCUCGAAUUUUGAUUUGUGACAAGAUGGAAGAGAGAAUACACAUUAUCGAUAAGGAUGGUCAAUUGAUAGCAAAACUGUCUUUGAGCCCUCCAGAUGAGUUUGUACCGUACAGCAUAGCUUAUGAUAUCACUACUCGCUCUCUUUGGAUUGGAGCUGUUGACGAAUACGAUGUUAAAUUAUCCGUCAUUGAAUAUGAAGCAAGUCAUCCUAUUCUGACUGGUAACAGUGAAACGCGACGAGAUAAAUCCAUGUUAUGAGUUAUAUUAAUUCUUAUUGCAUGUCAAUCUCUUCUGUGUUCGCUCAUGUAACAAUAAAAAGACGAAAUAAAUCCAACAAUAACGGUGUAUUGGAAUUUAAAUAUCAUAGGUCAGGUAAUUCAAAACGUUAUUUAUUUAGUAUUUAUGAAUAAUAAAUAAUAAAUCUUGUAUAUAUGAAAUUAUGAACUUUCCUGUUUAGCCUAAAAUUUCAUUCAAAUGUUUGUACAUUUGUAAUUUUUGAUGUAAUGUGUAUGCAUUCGAUACCACCACAUGUCAUUUUUAGAAGCAAUUAUUAAUAAAUAUCUGAAGAACCGUU
Magallana angulata is the source of this 2794-nucleotide messenger RNA. RefSeq lists its product as uncharacterized. Lineage: Eukaryota; Metazoa; Mollusca; Bivalvia; Ostreida; Ostreidae. Gene Ontology annotation, biological process: protein polyubiquitination; proteasome-mediated ubiquitin-dependent protein catabolic process. Gene Ontology annotation, molecular function: ubiquitin protein ligase activity; zinc ion binding. The record is from RefSeq and is a predicted model, not a curated record. The transcript is spliced from 2 exons. The coding region runs from base 25 to 2478 and encodes 817 amino acids.